UACAAAAGCUACGUACAGUGAGAACACGUCCUCUCACAAACGAAGGGCAAUGGAGAAAGAGAACCAGACACAGCAGGAGAAGAAACUAUGCAGGAGAUGCAAUCAAACCUAUACUCCUUCAUCUAAUACCCCUUCCUCAUGCCGCUUCCAUACUUCUUUCUUUGUCUGUCGCCGCCAUGACGACCAGAAAAGGUACUAUGAAUUGGGACCCAAUGAUCCGCCGUAUGCUGCCAAGUUCUAUGACUGUUGUGGGGCCGAGGACCCUGAGGCAUCUGGCUGCACCACUAGUUUCCACGUGUCUUAUGAUGAUGAUGAUUGAAAUUUCUCUCCUGUAACUCCUCAAUCUGUGACUAAUGUAGAAUAAAUUUAUAAAUCAGUUUACAUUCAAUGUCCUGAUAUCUUUCCAUAUGAUUGA
This is a messenger RNA of Carya illinoinensis, 415 nucleotides long. RefSeq lists its product as uncharacterized. Bases 50 to 319 code for a protein of 89 amino acids. The transcript is spliced from 2 exons. Lineage: Eukaryota; Viridiplantae; Streptophyta; Magnoliopsida; Fagales; Juglandaceae. The record is from RefSeq and is a predicted model, not a curated record.